This is a messenger RNA of Caretta caretta (loggerhead turtle), 1155 nucleotides long. NCBI's taxonomy places the organism in Eukaryota, Metazoa, Chordata, Testudines, Cheloniidae. The record is from RefSeq and is a predicted model, not a curated record.
CAGAGCUCUCCCCUGACAGGAGGGGACUCUGGCUGCUGGGGCUUUAUUCCUGCCGUUCAGGGCCGGGGAAGGGUCACGCAGGGAGAGGAGGAAUAAAGGGAGGCUGAACGCUGCCCAGGGCAGUGGGCAAUAAAAGCCCAGCUAGCAGAGGAUGGUUUCGAUCCAUCGACCUCUGGGUUAUGGGCCCAGCACGCUUCCGCUGCGCCACUCUGCUGCCCCCGGGAGCUCCCCACAGCCGGGCAGGGGAGAGCUGUGGCCAGGGGAUUUAGGCGCUUUCCAGGAAGGGGCUUGUACACGGUGCCCAGGCUCCAAAGCCGAACUCAGAGGAGAUCUCUGCAUAUCCCCAGCUGGGAAAACCAGCCCCCUUCCCCUUGCUUUUCUCCUGAGACGAUCCAGCCGGUCUCCUGCCCCCCCAGGCUGUGUGUGUUUGGGGGGGGGUUCCCCGAUCCCCGAGUGUCCCAAACGCCCUGCGAGGGGCCCGCUGGGGCAGGGCCAGGCCCGGGGAGGAGCCGCCCCUUCCUGCCCCCCCAGCCCGGGGAGCCUUUGUGUGUUUGCAGCGGGGCCAUGGCCGGGGCCGGGAGCGCAGCGCGGAGGCUGCUCCAGGCCGGCGGCCCGCGGGGCAGCGCGGAGCCCCCCCGAGAGCGUCGGGCCCCUCCGGGCAAAGAGAGAGAAGCCGCCGAAGCCGAGGAGCCGCGGCAAAGCCAGGAGCUGCUGAGCCGGAUGGCAGCCGAGAGGCAGAAGAUGGUCUGGGAGUGGCAGGAGCUGCGAGGGUUUCUGGCGGAGCAGGAGCAGCGGCUGCUGUCCCGGUUGGAAGAGCUAGAGAGAGCCAUUGUCCAGAGAAGGGAUGCGGGUGUCUGCCCCCUGUCCCAGGAGAUUUCCCUGCUCGGGGAGCAGGGAGGAGAGAAGGAGCAGCUGCCAUUGAGCCCACCCCUGCAGGGUGCUGGGAGCACUGGGGGCAGCAGGGAGGACGGGGUGUUUCGGAAGCCGGAGCCGGGGUUUGCGGAGCUGGAGAGGAGACUCAGCGAUUUCUCUCUGACAAGUGCCGUCCUGCAGCAGGUCCUGCGGGGAUUCAAAGAGAUGCUGCGACUGGAGCUGGGGAGCAACACAGGUACGUGCCUGUCUCUGACAGGUCACGGGCAGAUUUCAGACCAAUAA